Messenger RNA from Abrus precatorius (Indian licorice), 772 nucleotides. RefSeq names its product protein NUCLEAR FUSION DEFECTIVE 2. Gene Ontology annotation, molecular function: double-stranded RNA binding; ribonuclease III activity. The transcript is spliced from 3 exons. Gene Ontology annotation, cellular component: nucleus. Gene Ontology annotation, biological process: regulation of gene expression; rRNA processing. The coding region runs from base 82 to 651 and encodes 189 amino acids. NCBI's taxonomy places the organism in Eukaryota, Viridiplantae, Streptophyta, Magnoliopsida, Fabales, Fabaceae. The record is from RefSeq and is a predicted model, not a curated record.
AAACACUCAAGUCAAAAGAAGGCACUCGGAGUGAGUACAAGAACAUACAGCAAGGAACGAUCUCCAUAGCUUGAUUCCAAAAUGCGAUCCUUUCCUAUUCGCAGCUUCACCGUCUUCACCGUCUUCGCCGUCUUGCUCGUCGCGAUCGUGCCCCACAUACAGGCACAACCAACACCGUCUAAACUUCACUUCAAAUCACUCUCACCCUUUGCAUCGGCUCUCGAAACUCUCCAGAAGCAACUCGGGUACACCUUCAAGAGCAUUUCUCUUCUUCGCCGCGCUGUGACUCACGCUUCCUUCUCGGAGGAAAAUAACAAAGCAUUUAGCAUAUUGGGUGCCAGUGUCAUUGAAACUUCGGUGUCUUUCCGAUUGCUUUCCAAAGACGUUGACGUUUCUCCAAAAGAGCUCAACCGUCGAUUAUCCCAAAUCACCAACGUAGACUCUUCCUGCGCCGUCGAUGGAAUGCGGUUAGGGUUGCACAAGGUCGUUCGAGUUGCGCCUAAGACCAAUUCUUCUGCCCCUGCUGUGGUUUGCGGCGCGUUUCGAGCAAUCUUUGGUGCUGUUGCCAUUGAUGCUGGCAACUCCGAUGCUGCAGGUGACAUUUUCUGGACUAUUCAUGCCGGGGACCUUGGGGUUGCCUUAGAUUUUUGAACCGUUAGUUGAACUUUCAGUUGCCUUGUGUUUGUUUGUGGUGCUUUAGAUGCUUGUUAAUGACCUGUGAAUUAGUUGUUUGUAGUUUCUUUUUAGUCAAUCUAAUUACUGUAAUUGGUAC